Messenger RNA from Neospora caninum, 870 nucleotides. RefSeq lists its product as hypothetical. The record is from RefSeq and is a predicted model, not a curated record. The coding region runs from base 1 to 870 and encodes 289 amino acids. The transcript has 2 exons. NCBI's taxonomy places the organism in Eukaryota, Apicomplexa, Conoidasida, Eucoccidiorida, Sarcocystidae. Gene Ontology annotation, cellular component: mitochondrial matrix.
AUGGCGACCUCUGUUUCGCUCUUCCGUCUCUUUUCCUCCACGAAGGCGCCUCUGUCUCUGCCGAGCGUUCUCGCGAGCGCUGCUCGAGAGCGCGCGUUUCUUUCUUCGUCUUUCUCGUCGGCCGCGCUGCGUGAGGGAAGACUUGCGGCUGCUCCGACCUGCUUCCAGGCGCCCGCGGGUCUCGCUCCCCAGAGCCGCUUCUGCGGCCGAACCGCGGGGUCGCAAGUCUCCGGAUUCUCUGUGCAGAGUGCAGACAGCCGCCGAGCCUUCAGCUCCGAGGCAGGCGAGAAGUCCGUCGAAGCCGCGUCGAAAGAUCUGCUCAAGACGAUCCAGAGUGAAAUCCAGCAUGAACAGUCGACCUACGAGCAAGACGCCGAGCUGACGAAAUUCAUCCAGUCCUCCGGAUGGAGCGUCGGAGAGAGCGACAACAACAUGAUGGUGACUCUUCAGCGUCAAGUCGGAAGCAAGAAAGUCGUUGUCGAAUUCAGCUGCGUGCAGAGCGCAGAGGCGCCCACCGAGGAGGGUCCGAUGCCCGAGAUGUCGGACUUCACCGUGACGAUCACCAACCCCGACGAGUCGGGGGUGACGUUCUACUGCAGCACGACGCAAGACGAAGAAGACAAGUUCCGCUACUGCAUUGGACAAGUCCGUUUCUUCAAGAAUGCCGAGGAGAAGGAAAGCCUCAAUGUGUACCCCGGCCCGUACUUUGAGGACUUGGACGACUCCUUCCAGCAGGGGCUCGACGAGUGGCUGUCCAAGAUGGGCGUUGACCCGGAGCUGUGCGACUUCAUCGAUCGCUUCUCCGUCGACAAGGAAAACAGAGAGUAUCUGGCCUGGCUCAAGAAACUAGCUCAGUUCGUGGAGCAUUAA